CAGGAGUGGCUGGUCACGUGCCCCGAACGUCCGGCGUUCGCCCCUCCCCCCGGGUUUCCGCGCGCCUCUUUGGCAGCUGGUCACAUGGUGCGGGUGGGGGUGAGGGGUCCGCUCUAGCUUGCGGCCUGUGUCUAUGGUCGGGCCCGUGCGGUCCAGCUGCUCCGGACUGAGCUCGAGUGUAUGGCUCCGCAGAAACCGGCUCCUGGGCCCCGAUAACGGUCCGCCCCCGCAGUCCCCGGCGCGGGGAGAAGCUCAGACCAUCCGAACUCUGGAAGGGAAUUUCGGUGGUAGGAGUCUCUGUGAUUGUAGGGUCUUCUCUGAUCUGAGAAUGGCUACCCCUCGGUAUGAGCCAGUGGCUGAGAUUGGUGUUGGUGCCUAUGGGACGGUGUACAAGGCCCGUGAUCCACACAGUGGCCACUUUGUGGCCCUCAAGAGCGUGAGAGUCCCCAAUGGAGGAGGUGCCGGAGGGGGCCUUCCCAUCAGCACAGUUCGUGAGGUGGCCUUACUGAGGCGGCUGGAGGCUUUUGAGCAUCCCAAUGUUGUCCGGCUGAUGGAUGUCUGUGCCACCGCCCGAACUGACCGGGAGACCAAAGUGACCCUGGUGUUUGAGCAUGUGGACCAAGACCUACGGACAUAUCUGGACAAGGCACCCCCACCAGGCUUGCCAGUGGAGACCAUCAAGGAUCUGAUGCGCCAGUUUCUAAGAGGCCUGGAUUUUCUUCAUGCCAAUUGCAUUGUUCACCGAGACCUGAAGCCAGAGAAUAUCCUGGUGACAAGUGGUGGGACAGUCAAGCUGGCCGACUUUGGCCUGGCCAGAAUCUACAGCUACCAGAUGGCACUUACACCUGUGGUUGUUACACUCUGGUACCGUGCCCCGGAAGUUCUUCUGCAGUCUACAUACGCAACACCUGUGGACUUGUGGAGUGUUGGCUGUAUCUUUGCAGAGAUGUUUCGUCGAAAGCCUCUUUUCUGCGGAAACUCUGAAGCUGACCAAUUGGGCAAAAUCUUUGACCUGAUUGGGCUGCCUCCAGAGGAAGAUUGGCCCCGAGAUGUGUCUCUACCCCGAGGAGCCUUCCCCCCCAGAGGGCCCUGCCCAGUGCAGUCGGUGAUCCCGGAGAUGGAGAAGUCUGGAGCACAGCUGCUGCUGGAAAUGCUGACUUUUAACCCACACAAGCGAAUCUCUGCCUUCCGAGCCCUGCAGCACUCUUAUCUACAAAAGGAGGAAGGUAACCCAGAGUGAGCAAUGGAGUAGCUGCAACAGAACCAAGAGAAGCUGUCAUUUACCUUCCUUUGAACACUAGAGUGCAGAGCCUCCCACUGAGAAGGCGCUCUGUGUCUUUUUAUCUGAGGCUGUGGAGACACUUCCUCCAACUUUUUACAGAGAAUAUCUUGCUGGCUGCCUUAAUGACAUUCCCCUCCCUCUCCUCCUUUGGGGAUUAUCCUUCUCCUGCCCUCCUGUUUCCUUAUACCAAGGAGCAUGUCCCUUGUUCUCCCCUUCCUUACCUUGAUAUUGGGAUCCUUUUUUAUACGGGGGGAAAAAAACAAAACAAAGAAAUAUGGUCUUUUUUUU
Molecule: messenger RNA, 1570 nt
Organism: Eptesicus fuscus (big brown bat)
Lineage: Eukaryota; Metazoa; Chordata; Mammalia; Chiroptera; Vespertilionidae
Gene: CDK4
Product: cyclin dependent kinase 4
Exons: 8
Coding region: 134-1240 (368 amino acids)
Biological process (GO): protein phosphorylation; regulation of G2/M transition of mitotic cell cycle; signal transduction
Cellular component (GO): nucleus; cyclin-dependent protein kinase holoenzyme complex; cytoplasm
Molecular function (GO): cyclin binding; ATP binding; cyclin-dependent protein serine/threonine kinase activity
Source: RefSeq, a predicted model, not a curated record